Messenger RNA from Xiphophorus couchianus (Monterrey platyfish), 1218 nucleotides. RefSeq lists its product as uncharacterized. The coding region runs from base 20 to 664 and encodes 214 amino acids. NCBI's taxonomy places the organism in Eukaryota, Metazoa, Chordata, Actinopteri, Cyprinodontiformes, Poeciliidae. The record is from RefSeq and is a predicted model, not a curated record. Gene Ontology annotation, molecular function: nucleic acid binding. The transcript has a single exon.
GGCUUCCAAGGAACUAGGAAUGGACAAAUCAAUGCAGAAGUAUCUAACAGAGCAAGGUUGCAGCUGGGAGUUCAAUCCUCCACAUGCGUCUCACAUGGGAGGUUCUUGGGAGCGCAUGAUCGGAGUUGCCCGCAGAAUCCUGGACUCCAUGUUGCUGCGAAAUAAGAUACAGUUGACUCAUGAGGUGCUAUGCACACUCAUGGCCGAAAUAACAGCCAUCAUAAACGCAAGGCCACUUGUCCCAGUGUCGUCGGAUCCAGAGAACCCCUUUGUUCUAUCCCCAUCGAUGCUCAUUACACAGAAAUCUUGCCUUCAACCUCCACCCGGAGACUUCUUGGAUAAAGACCUUUACACCAAACAAUGGAGACAAGUUCAAGCUCUUUCCAACCAGUUUUGGACACGCUGGAGGCAUGAGUAUUUGCCCACUUUGCAACAAAGACAGAAAUGGACUGUAUCAUGUAGAAACCUUCAAGUUGGUGACCUAGUUCUGCUAAAGGACGCGCAAGUUACACGCAACAGCUGGCCCAUGGCAAAGGUUAAUGCAACAUUCCCAGGCAAAGACAGUCGAGUAAGAAAGAUCGAGGUAAAGGGAUGGAGUCAAGGUUGUGUAAAGACAUUCAUGCGACCAGUUACAGAAGUUAUCCUUCUCAUGCCAAAGGACUGAAUGUUUAAUGGAUUGUUUAGUAUAGUGGCCUCAUUAGUGUAGUGGCCAGGCGGGGAGUGUGUUGUCCUUAAGACAUUCCUAUAAAUAAGUAAGUUCAUAAGGUUGAAUAAAUAAUUCUAAAAGUAUUUCAUUGUAAUUAAAAUGAUUGCAAGUUGUUUAGACAAACAAUUUAUGCUUUAUAUAAGUUUUUAUAAAGAAUGCUUUAUCGGUAAAUUCUACUUCCGGUUCCGGUUACCUACUUCCGGUUCCGGUUACGUACUUCCGGUAUUCCGUUUUUGCUAAAAACAAAGGUUCACAUGCAAGAGGCAGCAUGGAAAUGUUAUCCGAUGCCAUCCACUCUGAAUUAUCAUGCAGGAACGCCGUAAGUUACAUCAUAUGGCAGUUUAUACUGUUUAGUUGGAUGUUAUUGUUGAUUUUCCUGUAAUGUUAUUUUAGCGAACUUGAACCACUUAAUUUGGGCAUAUAUCUCUCUACAUGUUGAGAUAGAGUAUAUUUUCUGUCAUUUCAGUUUUCACCACAUGUUCAUGAAGACAAUUAAACAAGCUGCAACUGAA